This is a messenger RNA of Gorilla gorilla gorilla (western lowland gorilla), 13406 nucleotides long. RefSeq names its product MCC regulator of WNT signaling pathway (gene MCC). Gene Ontology annotation, molecular function: calcium ion binding. The transcript has 18 exons. Bases 575 to 3130 code for a protein of 851 amino acids. Lineage: Eukaryota; Metazoa; Chordata; Mammalia; Primates; Hominidae. Gene Ontology annotation, biological process: negative regulation of canonical Wnt signaling pathway. Gene Ontology annotation, cellular component: cytoplasm. The record is from RefSeq and is a predicted model, not a curated record.
GUGUUCAAUCAGAAACCACUUACAACUCCAGAAGAUUCAAAGGGGAAACUUCGGCGUGAAGUGCAGCUCCGCUCCGGCUCCCCCUAGCUUUCUUUCCUUCUCUGGAAUCCGAAGCGCGGAUCUUCCUCGCCCCACCGCCCUAGUUUUUUCGGGAGCUCGCCGGUGCCCUCUAGGGUGUCGGCUCGUGCUGGGAGGUGCCCUCCAUCCUGGUAAUGGGGGGCGGCGAGGCACCGUAGGAGUGGCGAGGCGGCGCCCAGGGUGGCACUGCCCCGGAACGGGGCGCUGGGUGCGCGCGGGAGGGUCCCCGCGCGGGCUCCGCCACUGCCGCAGCUGCGAGCGCGCCGCGCCACCGAGCCUCCUGCAGCAAUGGCUCGUCCGUGAAACGCGAGCCACGGCUGCUCCUUUUAAGAGUGCCUGCAUUCUCCGUUUGCGCUUCGCAACUGUCCUGGGUGAAAAUGGCUGUCUAGACUAAAAUGUGGCAGAAGGGACCAAGCAGUGGAUAUUGAGCCUGUGAAGUCCAACUCUUAAGCUCCGAGACCUGGGGGACUGAGAGCCCAGCUCUGAAAAGUGCAUCAUGAAUUCUGGAGUUGCCAUGAAAUAUGGAAACGACUCCUCGGCCGAGCUGAGUGAGCUCCAUUCGGCAGCCCUGGCAUCACUAAAGGGAGAUAUAGUGGAACUUAAUAAACGUCUCCAGCAAACAGAGAGGGAACGGGACCUUCUGGAAAAGAAAUUGGCCAAGGCACAGUGCGAGCAGUCCCACCUCAUGAGAGAGCAUGAGGAUGUCCAGGAGCGAACGACGCUUCGCUAUGAGGAACGCAUCACAGAGCUCCACAGCGUCAUUGCGGAGCUCAACAAGAAGAUAGACCGUCUGCAAGGCACCACCAUCAGGGAGGAAGAUGAGUACUCAGAACUGCGAUCAGAACUCAGCCAGAGCCAACACGAGGUCAACGAGGACUCUCGAAGCAUGGACCAAGACCAGACCUCUGUCUCUAUCCCCGAAAACCAGUCUACCAUGGUUACUGCUGACAUGGACAACUGCAGUGACCUGAACUCAGAACUGCAGAGGGUGCUGACAGGGCUGGAGAAUGUCGUCUGCGGCAGGAAGAAGAGCAGCUGCAGCCUCUCCGUGGCCGAGGUGGACAGGCACAUUGAGCAGCUCACCACGGCCAGUGAGCACUGUGACCUGGCUAUUAAGACAGUCGAGGAGAUUGAGGGGGUGCUUGGCCGGGACCUGUAUCCCAACCUGGCUGAAGAGAGGUCUCGGUGGGAGAAGGAGCUGGCUGGGCUCAGGGAAGAGAAUGAGAGCCUGACUGCCAUGCUGUGCAGCAAAGAGGAAGAACUGAACCGGACUAAGGCCACCAUGAAUGCCAUCCGGGAAGAGCGGGACCGGCUCCGGAGGAGGGUCAGAGAGCUUCAAACUCGACUACAGAGCGUGCAGGCCACAGGUCCCUCCAGCCCUGGCCGCCUCACUUCCACCAACCGCCCGAUUAACCCCAGCACUGGGGAGCUGAGCACAAGCAGCAGCAGCAAUGACAUUCCCAUCGCCAAGAUUGCUGAGAGGGUGAAGCUAUCAAAGACAAGGUCAGAAUCGUCAUCAUCUGAUCGGCCAGUCCUGGGCUCAGAAAUCAGUAGCAUAGGGGUAUCCAGCAGUGUGGCUGAACACCUGGCCCACUCACUUCAGGACUGCUCCAAUAUCCAAGAGAUUUUCCAAACACUCUACUCACAUGGAUCUGCCAUCUCAGAAAGCAAGAUUAGAGAGUUUGAGGUGGAAACAGAACGGCUGAAUAGCCGGAUUGAGCACCUCAAAUCCCAAAAUGACCUCCUGACCAUAACCCUGGAGGAAUGUAAAAGCAAUGCCGAGAGGAUGAGCAUGCUGGUGGGAAAAUACGAAUCCAAUGCCACAGCACUGAGGCUGGCCUUGCAGUACAGCGAGCAGUGCAUCGAAGCCUACGAACUCCUCCUGGCGCUGGCAGAGAGUGAGCAGAGCCUCAUCCUGGGGCAGUUCCGAGCGGCGGGCGUGGGGUCCUCCCCUGGAGACCAGUCGGGGGAUGAAAACAUCACUCAGAUGCUCAAGCGAGCUCAUGACUGCCGGAAGACAGCUGAGAACGCUGCCAAGGCCCUGCUCAUGAAGCUGGAUGGCAGCUGUGGGGGAGCCUUUGCCGUGGCCGGCUGCAGCGUGCAGCCCUGGGAGAGCCUUUCCUCCAACAGCCAUACCAGCACAACCAGCUCCACAGCCAGUAGUUGCGACACCGAGUUCACUAAAGAAGAUGAGCAGAGGCUGAAGGAUUAUAUCCAGCAGCUCAAGAAUGACAGGGCUGCGGUCAAGCUGACCAUGCUAGAGCUGGAAAGCAUCCACAUCGAUCCUCUCAGCUAUGACGUCAAGCCUCGGGGAGACAGCCAGAGGCUGGAUCUGGAAAACGCAGUGCUUAUGCAGGAGCUCAUGGCCAUGAAGGAGGAGAUGGCCGAGCUGAAGGCCCAGCUCUACCUACUGGAGAAAGAGAAGAAGGCCCUGGAGCUGAAGCUGAGCACGCGGGAGGCCCAGGAGCAGGCCUACCUGGUGCACAUUGAGCACCUGAAGUCCGAGGUGGAGGAGCAGAAGGAGCAGCGGAUGCGAUCCCUCAGCUCCACCAGCAGCGGCAGCAAAGACAAACCCAGCAAGGCCUGCAGCUCGGUAGCACUCAUGUCCGUUGAGAGAUCAUCCGAUGAAUGCCUUCCCCCGGCCAUGGAGUGUGCUGAUGCUGCCUCCGCAGCUCUGUCCCUAGCUGAACUCAGGACAACGUGCAGCGAGAAUGAGCUGGCUGCGGAGUUCACCAACGCCAUUCGUCGAGAAAAGAAGUUGAAGGCCAGAGUUCAAGAGCUGGUGAGUGCCUUGGAGAGACUCACCAAGAGCAGUGAAAUCCGACAUCAGCAAUCCGCAGAGUUCGUGAAUGAUCUAAAGCGGGCCAACAGCAACCUGGUGGCUGCCUAUGAGAAAGCAAAGAAAAAGCAUCAAAACAAACUGAAGAAGUUAGAGUCGCAGAUGAUGGCCAUGGUGGAGAGACAUGAGACCCAAGUGAGGAUGCUCAAGCAAAGAAUAGCUCUGCUGGAGGAGGAGAACUCCAGGCCACACACCAAUGAAACUUCGCUUUAAUCAGCACUCACGCACCGGAGUUCUGCCCAUGGGAAGUAAACUGCAGCAGGCCACUGAGGACAGAAGGGCCCAUGUACUUGUUGGGAGGAGGAGGAAAGGGAAGGCUGGCAGGUAGGUUGGCACUUGGACAAUGGAGUGCCCCAACUCAACCCUUGGGGUGACUGGCCAUGGUGACACUGUGGACUGUAUCCAGAGGUGCCUGCUCUUCCCUCCUGGGCCCACAACAGCGUGUAAACACAUGUUCUGUGCCUGCUCAGCAGAGCCUCGUUUCUGCUUUCAGCACUCACUCUCCCCCUCCUCUUCUGGUCUGGCGGCUGUGCAUCAGUGGGAUCCCAGGCAUUUGUUUCUGUAGGAUUUUCCAUUGUAUCCUCUUUUUGGUAGAUGCUGGGCUCGUCUUCUAGGAUCUCGUUUCUCCUCUUUCCUCCUGCUUCAUGGGAAAACAGACCUGUGUGUGCCUCCAGCAUUUAAAAGGACUGCUGAUUUGUUUACUACAGCAAGGCUUUGGUUUCCAAGUCCCGGGUCUCAACUUUAAGAUAGAGGCGGCCAUAAGAGGUGAUCUCUGGGAGUUACAGGUCAUGGGAAGAGCGUAGACAGGUGUUACUUACAGUCCCAGAUACACUAAAGUUACAAACAGACCACCACCAGGACUGUGCCUGAACAAUUUUGUAUUGAGAGAAUAAAAACUUCCUUCAACCUUCAUUUUGGAGGCAGGGCUGGGAAGGGAGCGCUCUCUUGAUUCUGGGAUUUCUCCCUCUCAGUGGAGCCUUAUUAAUAUCCAAGACUUAGAUCUGAGAAUCUUUUUGAUACCUGUAGUGGAACUAAAAUUCUGUCAGGGGUUUCUUCAAGAGCUGAGAAACAUUAUUAGCACUUCCCGCCCCAGGGCACUACAUAAUUGCUGUUCUGCUGAAUCAAAUCUCUUCCACAUGGGUACAUUUGUAGCUCUGGACCUGUCUCUACCUAAGGACAAGACAUUGAGGAGAUACUGAACAUUUUGCAAAACUUAUCACGCCUACUUAAGAGUGCUGUGUAACCCCCAGUUCAAGACUUAGCUCCUGUUGUCAUGACGGGGACAGAGUGAGGGAAUGGUAGUUAAGGCUUCUUUUUUGCCCCCAGAUACAUGGUGAUGGUUAGCAUAUGGUGCUUAAAAGGUUAAAUUUCAAGCAAAAUGCUCACAGGGCUAGGCAGUACCAAAGUAACUGAAUUAUUUCAGGAAGGUCUUCCAUCUUAAAACAAAUUCAUUAUUCUUUGUUUCAGUUUUACCUCUUCUCUCUCAGUUCUACACUGAUACACUUGAAGGACCAUUUACUGUUUUUUUCUGUAGCACCAGAGAAUCCAUCCAAAGUUCCCUAUGAAAAAUGUGUUCCAUUGCCAUAGCUGACUACAAAUUAAAGUUGAGGAGGUUUCUGCAUAGAGUCUUUAUGUCCAUGAGCUACAGGUAGGUCUAUUUUCAGAGCAUGAUACAAAUUCCACAGCCUUCUGUUCGCUGGAGGAUACUCCAGCCACCAAUUCGGAGGGCAGACAGUUGUAUCCUAAAAGCAACCACUGAGAGGCCAUCAGUGAGGCUGCCCAUCUCCAAAACGAAACAACAGAUCAACUGGUAUCAGUCUAGAAGGACCAGCUUUGGGGUGCUUUGAUCACUAUGAAAAUGUUCACUGGUUUCUGUCAAUCAUUUGGUCAAAAUUAGUUCCUGUGAUUUUUUUUUUUUUUUUUUUUUUUUUUUUGAGAUGGAGUUUUGCUCUUGUUACCCAGGCUGAAGUGCAGUGGCGUGGUCUUGGCUCACUGCAACCUCUGCCUCCUGAGUUCAAGUGAUUCUUCUGCCUCAGCCUCCUGAGUAGCUGGAAUUACAGGUGCCUGCCACCAUACCCAGCUAAUUUUUGGUAUUUUUAGUAGAGACAGGGUUUCACCAUGUUGGCCAGGCUGGUCUCGAACUCCUGACCACUGAUCCACCCACCUCGGCCUCCCAAAGUGCUGGGAUUACAGGCAUGAGCCAAUGUGCCUGGCCAUUCCUGUGAUUUUUUUAGAAUUUUUCACUUUUCAUAUAAAGUUGCAUUUUAUCAUGAGGAAGAUGUUUUGGCUGAAAAACAUAUGCCCAAAAAAAAAAAAAAAACAGUUUUCACUAUUUUUCCAGCUUGCCUAGGGAAACGUCCUCCCCUGAGCAAAGUGGGAUGUGCAUGGCUCUUUUGUGAUUAAGCAGGCAUCAAAUGGGCAGUUUUCAUUUUCACUGACACAGAAACAUGUGGCUGAAGCAGGAAUAAAAUCCUGCCUACUGACUUCUGUCUCCAUUCUUGCUCCAGGUAAAAUCAGAGAACCUGCCCUUCUUGGCCCUUUAAUUCCCCCAGGCAGAGGCGGCUCCAGCUCCUGUUAAGGGCCCCAGUUUUACUCAUGCUACCUGACCUUAGUUUGAGUUUAGCACUUUCAAAUAUGAUUUGGGUAAAAACUAUUUUGCAGGCAAAAGUGUUAAUUUUAUAAAUACAUAUAAUAAAAAAGCUAUAAAAGUUUUUCCUUUUCUUUCAUUUUUCAAAUACUCCCCAAGACACAAUCCUUGAAGGUGAACUAGGUGGCACUUGAUUAUGCUAAUUGUGGGAGCUACUGCACUAUACUGAUUAAAUUAAAUGCUUGCAGGUGCCUGGGUAAUUUUCCUUUGUGAAUAACCUGGCUCUACCUGAAUUUUUCUCUAACAAACAUCUCCAAUGAGGGUAAACAAUGAUCUUGAUUCUAAUUUGUAUGAGGUUAAAAACCUUCAGAUUUCGUAUUUUGAAUUGUUCUUCCUAGUUUCCUCAGUGGUUAUCCCCUUUUAGUCAGUAACCAUCUCUGUUCAGAAUUCAGUCUUUGGCUUUUGAAGAAAUGGGCACAGAGCAAAAGGACCCAUUUCACAGUUCCCUUGGAAUAUAUUUCCCAUUGUUGGACUGAGGCAAACAAACAAAACCAACUGUGCAAAUCACAAGCAAAAGAGACUUCUGUCCAUAGUUGGAGUGCCAUCAUCAGUGUGAGCUUACCAGCUACAAAACCUGUCAUGGACUGGGGCACAGUAUGAUUCCUUAUUGAAACUUUCAUCAUCCUCAUCGGCUGGCUUGUCAGCUUUCUGAAGUUAAUGUCCAUGCUGCCUGAAACAAAUGUUAUGUUUAACUAGCACUUAACUUUUAAAAUUGCUUAAUUCUCCUUUCAGAUGCAUGCACUAAGUCUUCUCUGAGCCUGCAGCAGUAUUUUAGAGGGACCUCUUCUAAGUCAGAGCCUUGACAUUCUACUCCAAAAGGAAGUCCAAAUUAGAGCCCAUAGGCUUUUUCUUAAAAGCUGUUAAGGAGUAGUAAGAAAGUUACCACUAAGGAAAACAUGAAACUAUCUGAAAGUCUUCUGGUUCCUAACUGGAUACAGAUUAGAUUAUUUUAAAUAAGAAAAAAGUGCACCGUAGUUACCCGAUCAAGAUUGGACUGCCUGUGUCCCUGGCAUGAAUUAAAGAACCUCCAUAGUUGCUUGUUCCCUUCUGAAGGUGUUCCUAUGGCCCACAAGAAUUAUCCAGCAAUCACUUUUUAGGUCUAUAAAUCAGUCAACCUUAAUAGCUCUCAAGAGUUUGGAUUAUCAAGCUUUAAAGUGAUAAAAUAUCAAGAUGACUAUAAAAAAAAAAACAUUUCUGAAAGUGUCCUUUCCUCCAUAAGGCUUUAAACCAUUUGCAAAUUCUUAAUUGGGAGUAUGUCCCAAUCAUUCUAUUAAACUAUUUACAGCUCCACCUACUUCUAGAUUCAGCAAACAGAGCUACUAGUUAGAGUAUUUUGAGAGCCAAAAUAGUAAGAGACUUCUGUAAUGGUUGAGAUUUCUGCACUGACCUUAAUUAGGGUACCGCCAUAGGGCUACCAAAGUUUUUAGUGAGGGCUGGGGAGGUGGAGCAUAAGUAACAUUUUUUUUCUGCAGAAGGUGAUGGCUUUGUAGAGCACUAAAAUUUUUCAGGAAAACAUAAAGCAAAUUUUCUUAUCCAGUGGUAACAGCCUAUUUGACAAGGAAUGAUACAAGUUUGAUUCACCUUUGAGCACUCUUAUAGAGUUUAUAGAAGAGGCGUAACUGGUUACAAAACAAAAAUUACGCCUUCACUAUCCAGUUCUUAAAGUUUAUCCACAUCCUACAAAUCUUAUGUUUAUGUAGGUCAGGUUAAAGUAAGCUCCAAACUUGUGGCCUUCAGAAGUAGCUCCUGUUUAACACACCUGAAAUUACUCUAACUUAAUACAUUUGUAUUCUCUAAGAAAUAAUGCUGACUGCUGUCACCACAGCAUCACUGAUCUCUCAGUGGCUGUUAAAAUAUAAACAAGUGGAAAAAAAGUAUACAAGUUGAUAGCAGCUGUUCAUGUAUUCUUGUUUUGCUAAUACCUGUGUAGAGAAAGACAAUUUCACAUGCAGAUCACCAUACAUUUUUACUUAAAGGUUACACUGGGUAAACUGUUUAUCACAUUACAUCUGGGUGAGAUUUUGCAUGUGACCAAGAGGAAGAAAUCAUUCAGUCCCGGAAAUAGCAACUGCUGUGAAAAACCACAUCCUUGACUAGUAUUUCAUCUUUCCACAGUCAUUCAUCUGCUAAUCAGGUGAAAUAUCAGCUCAGCAGAACAAAGCAAGUUAUAUACAAAUUUCCCCCACAUUCACACUGAUGCCGUACUUAGUAAUUCUGGCUCUACCAUUCCCUUUUGCACUUUUUGCAAGUCAAAUUCAUGUGGAAAAAUGUUCUGUUUGUAGAACUCAUAGUAUUCACUUAUAGUGCUCAUGUCAGGAAUGGCAAGUGAGUAAGAGCCCCUGAUAAUCUGCUUUUGUUUGAACGUAAUGCAAAGAUAAUAAAAUAUGUCCACUUCUUUUCUAGUUCUAAUCAGUUUUUAGAGACAUCUUAUCAAGACUUAUUUACUUUGCAUGAGAUUUGUUUCCUAUUAUUUGAAUAUGUGCUAUACACUUGAAUUAGAAAAACCUGCUUGAAUGUAUUGUCAGUUAUUAAAGCACAUGUGACUAAGUUUGCAUUUGUCAGUAUUGUUCUACUGUUUGUACUGAAAGUCUCAUUUUAAAAUUGCUACUUAACACUGUACUAUACCUUGUAAUUUUUUAGAUUCUCCACUUGUAUUCUUUAAAUGUUUCCAGAUGCCUUUAGUUUUAGCUGCUGUAAAAUAGCUACUUUGCGUUAUUUGAUAUAGAAUUGUUUUUUAAAAACUCCAUUUAUUUAUACAGAGACAUUUAUAAUAUUUUACAAACAUUCUUAUAUUCUGAAUAAAUAUUUCUAAUUCCACGGCGUACCUUAACUGUGUUAUUUAAAGGGUAAGGCUAUCCUUCUGUGGAACUGUGAUAUACAUGCAGGCAUAUAUCAAAUCCAUGAUGCUUACAUGAAAUCAAGAGCCCUAGUCAAAGCAGGGGGACUAGAAGUAAGACUAUUAUUAGAUCAAAAUGGCCAAAGAACCCUCAUUUAUAGCCCAUUUUUAGUUGGCUUUUUAAAAUUUGUCAUAAAUAGGAAGUUAUCUAUUGAAGAGAGUCUUUUCCCCUCUUAAAGAUCAUUAAAACGGAAUGUAAUCAAGGACUGGAAAUGCAAGGAAGUCAUAUAGGACAACAAGAUGGCAAGCAGCUUUGCAACACGUCUGUUUGUUUGUUAGAGAAAGAUUACAAUGUUCUCAAGUUUUCACUAUGGAAGCAAAGUAACUUUGACAGUAAGUAUAACACCUUAGUCACUCUCCUUUUGAAAAUUUAAAAUAAAAGUUACUAUCAUAUAGCUGAGGUCUCUAAUGGAAAAGAAUAUUUCUUUCCCCCUUGAGAUCCAAAGUUAAGUAUUCCUAUUGCAAAACCUGAUUCUAGCACAAACUUAAGAAUUGCUGGACUUUAAAUAUCUAAUGAAUUCACAUCUCAAGCCCUACACUAUAAUCUUGCUUUAAAGCAACAAACUUAAUUGUUUGAGGUAUUUUCAUUUUUGCAGAGACUCUCCACAAUAUUUCUUCCUGGGGUUUUUUUUUUUUUUUUUUUUUUUUGGUUGGUUUUUGUUUUUUUUCCAGACAGAGUCUUGCUCUGUUCACCCAGCAGGCUGGAGUGCAGUGGUGUGAUCUCAGCUCACUGCGACCUCUGCCUCCCGGGGUCAAGAGAUUCUCCUGCCUCAGCCUACCAAGUAGCUGGGACUACAGACACGCACCACCACGCCCGGCUAAUUUUUGUAUUUUUAGUUUCACCAUGUUGGUCAGGCUGGUCUCGAACUCCUGACCUCGUGAUCCACCCAACUCAGCCUCCCAAAGUGCUGGGAUUACAGGUAUGAGCACCGCGCCCAGCUUCUUCCUGUUAUAUAAACAUACUUUUAUCAUGUUCAUCUCAUACUUGCCAUUUUUAUUGGUCCAAAGAGCAACCAUAAUGAGCAACUCAGAACCUACGAUGGUAAGUUAACAGUAGCGGAAAACCAGGCUAAGGUGGUAACUAAAACUGCCCAAGCAGCCAAUUUUAUUGAUAGUACAUUACAAACAAUCUAACACAAUGAUGUUUUUACAGAAAGCCAGUAUCUGAAUAACCUUCCAUCAUUCAAAUUGUAUUUUGUAAGAUUAAAAGGCUUUUAGUUUCUAACCUAUUAUUUACAUCAAAAAGCUUUCAAAAAGUUAGAGCAUAACUGUUAAGACAUAGGAUUUUGUUCAUUUUCUCAGUGGAGAGUACAGAGUACAGCUGACAUUCUAGUGGGUCUUUGGAAGUACAGUAAUCCUGCAAACAUUUAAACUCCAAUUCACAAACAUGAAUCACUGGAAAUCCUUUGAUAGUCAUACCCAACAAUAUAGGUAGUCUUUAUCCUUUCAUUAACACUGAGGGAAAAAAACAGUUGCUGUUCAACUACAACAACAUAAAUCUAGAAACAAAAUGAAACCUGUUCUAAAUGUUUCUGUUCUUAUAACAAGGUGAACACUACAGGUGUUUUGGGGUUCCUUUUCUGCUAUCAGGAAAUGUUUGACAAUUUCCAAAAGAGCACCAAGAACUGUAUACUACCGUGAACAGAAUCCCUUGAAGUAGAUUCACUUAUAGUCUUUCUCCAAGCAUUAAAAUGCCCUAUAAGGUAAAAUAAAACACUGCUAUAAUCUAGGCAAAAAUUAAAGGUUGAAUCAUUUCACAUAAGAUAAAAAUAAUUACUAAAGAAAUAAAGUUCACAAAUCUACUUGGUUAUCACAUUUACUCUAAAGUCCGGUUUUUUCAUUGACCAUAAUAUAUUUAGUGAAACAUUUCCUCAGUUUCUGUCUACCAGCAAAAGGUCUCAAAAUAAUCUGCUUAACAUAACUCAGCAUAAAUAUCUUCACCUUUUUCCGACUAAAACUUACUCCCAAACAAAUUGUUUUAAGACUAUGUAUCCUCCAUUAACAUCUUUAAAGCAUAAUGUAAAAAGCCACAUCAAGUCUUGUUUUGGAAAUAGGCACAGUAUUAAAAAGUCUUACCGCUUUCCCAUCCAAACUAAUCUGUAUGCCCUAUUUUGGUUAGACAAAAGGCAAUCUUAUUAAGAGAACUUCACUUAAAAAUGCUAAUACAUGAACUAUAAUUCCGUUUAUUUUAUUCUGAAAUGAGAUUGUUUUAAAUUUUUAUUAAAGCUAACAGAUAAAAGUCAGAAUUGUACAUGGAUCUAGGAUAAGUCAAUAAUUACCAAGGAUGAUUUUUAAAAAGUACUAUAAGGUAUUAAGCUAAUAAGCAAACUUCAAAACAAUUAUUUUUUAAAAACAGACAUAAAGCAAAAUAGUUCAUGGUUUUACUGUCCUUCCCUGUUUUUGUUACUGAAGAAAAAGUUUCUAAUAUUUAUAAAAUGGAAGUCAGGUUAGCUGUCUCCUGUCCUAACUCUAAAGUGAAAUAUGACCAAAGAACUUUAAGACUCAUUUCUUUGGACACUUGCAUUUAACAUUAAAUGAUUACUUGUGCAACAUCCUAACACAAACCUAAAAGGAACCAAAGAGACAGCAGUCCCCUAGAACAGUAGUGAAAUGCACAAAGAAACUCUUAGCAGUAUGUCUUCUGUGCUUUUCUGUCAGUGCGUAUCAUAUGUAUAGUGCAUAAAGAAUACAAAUCUACUGUUACAUGUUCCAAAAGCACUAACCCAUCUAAUCAACCAACUGCUGAAGAAUUAUCUUUCUAAAUUUCAUUCACAGUUGAGAACCUUUACUUUCAUUUGCUGCCAUCCAUAGUCUAUUCGUAAGUAUCACAAAAGCAUAUGCCUGCCAAUCUCUUAAAAAAUGACAAUGCAGACUUGUGCUCAAAAUGAAGCUACAGAUUUAGAACCUCAGAUUCAAUGAACUAAAAGGAGAAUACAUUAAAAUGUUAAAUUUGACCUCAGAAAUUCCACUAUACUAAGGAUGUUGCCUAAGACCUCUCAAAGACCGAGGACCAGCAGAACACUGCCCAUUUCACUCUAGAACCACACACAAGUCUGUUGUUCCCAAGCCAAUGUGAAAGCUAUAAGCCUUGAGACUCAAAAGAGCACAGGUGUCCACAGGUGACCCAAACAUCAAAAGUGAGAUCACCUUCUCAGGAAGGAAAGAUAAAAUCACUGCUUGCAAGUCUGUGGCAGGUUUGCUAUAGAGAUGUAAAACAAAUUUUAAAAGAUGGAUUAUUCUACAGAAGGGGUAAGACACCAGGGAGAAAAAAAGGACUCAAUGGACUUUUUCCUGGCCAGUCACACCAAGAAAAAGGAUUAAGAAACAACAGGUCUUCAAAUGGCACUGAACGAACAGUAGCCAAUAACCCAAAAACCACCCAACCACCUGCAGGAAACCUUCCACCAAAAAGCAGAAAACACAUAUUCAGGGCCAUUGUCUUCUACUGGACUAAAAGACUGAAGUCUACUAAAGGUUAGGGUCCAUGUGGGACAAGAUUACAAACACAGGCAACUGAUUUCUGCAUUCACUCUUCAGAGUACCUUUGACCACUACUACCCAGCUAACGUAAGCACCUUGUGAAAGCUCAUUCCUUUUAGGUUGUGCCUUCAAGCUGCUAACACAGCUAGACCAUACUCCUCUGCUAACCACGGAAGAUCCAAGAUAAAUGGAAUGUUUUUAUUGGUGAUUUCAUUACUCUGAUAACCCAGAUUAAAGAUUUCAUUAUGAACAAUUCUCAAGACCUCCAUACUUUAUCAUAGUUUUUCUUUACACUUGUUUGUACUCAGCUGGUGGAAGUCAACCCUUUAAGCCCACUCCCAUGCAUAAGAGUAACUUUCACUCUUUUCCCUAUUUACAGACUAUUUCAAUAGUAAAUGCUAUCUGUCACAAGGAAGUUAGAUGGAAAGGAAUGAAUCACCAUUCAGGACAAAUGUAUAACCACUGUGAUGUGAGUGACACCAAAGCAGAUUAUGGCUGUGUGUUCUGAGUUGUCUUCCUGUAAGAAAGCAGUGCACUCAAGUUUGACUGGAGUUCUACAGUAUCAGUACAGGAAGGACCAGACUCCUCACCACUGGUCUUUAAAGUGAGAAAAAUUACUUUAGAUUCACUGGAUUGCUUGGCAAUCAUACUUCAAAAAAAUUAACUUUAUCCAGGGCUAGAAAACACUCGAUAAUGGCGAUACAAAUAUAUUUAUACAUAUAGAUAUAGAUAUUCAUAUAUAUAUGAAUGACUACACUUAGGCCAUGCAAUGAUCACAUUUCUAGCCUGGAACAUAAUAUAGCACUCAAGUAUUGAUAAAUACUCUAAAGUUUCUUUCUUAUACUCUUUGCCCAGCAACUAUAGUUAUUCUUCUCCCUUCAGGACACUUUGAUUCUAUAACAAUAAUCUAUCUUAUUUUUUUGAAACUGUAAUCCAGAAUCCUACUUUGAAAGCAUGGGGCAAAGCCUGUACUGCCCAUUUGCAAUCUGCCAUCUUUCUGACACAGGAGUAAAGACUUCAAGAGCAACUCAAUUCUAGGAAGCAAAAAGAUGCUGAGAAAGCCCAUCAUAAUCUCAUUUUUAGAACUUUUGGCAACUAGACAAAAUGCACCUUAAAGUCUUACGACAUAAUACAAAAUGAGAAACUCUACCUAGACUUUACCAAGCUGUGAGGAGUACUGUUUGACAAAAUUGUUUUUACUAACACUUGUUUACCUACAGACAGGUAUGUAAAGGAUACCUUCAAACAAAAAAAUAGUUUGUUUUGCUUAGUAAUCUAAAGUUACAACAACACAUAUGAACCCCAUCCCCCAGGCUAGAAAAUAAUCCAAGUCAAAAUUACUAGGAAGAAAAGUUAAUGAAUCUGACUUUACUAUAACUAUGAUUAACAUACAAAGAAAAUACUGCCUCAGAAAAUAUAGAAACACAAAAGAUGUCAAUCAAAACAGUCUCAGGGAGCAGGAAGGU